Vitrella brassicaformis is the source of this 1115-nucleotide messenger RNA. Lineage: Eukaryota; Vitrellaceae. The record is from the annotation of a GenBank genome assembly.
CUACAUGUGGGUGGUGUAGAGCUGGUCCACCAGUUUCGUCAGCUGCUGGCGCCGGUGGUGCAAGCAGUAGAUCCAGUAGUCGUUCCGCAGGAUCAGCGCCAGAUGGCUCUUGAAGACCACAUAGGUGUCGGCGGCAAAGAGGCACUCCCCCAUCGAGUGGAAAGCCGUCCUCCGAGCGCCUGGGUGCUCAUCCUCUUCUCCACCCUCCUCAUGGGACACCUUGCGCGAUGUGUCCUUGCUCACCGGCACAGAUGGCUGCGGCAAAUGCAUGAAGGACAUGCUGCAGCUCUGGCUUGAGGUGAUAGUCGAGUAGGCCAGGGAGAGGUCGGGGAAGGGGAGGAGGGAGGUCCGCUGAGUGCCGGUCGGCUGCACCUGGGGCACUGGGACGUCAGGCAACGCCGUGGUGUCGUCUUGUGGCUGCUUUGCCGCGGUCGCUAGGUCCUGCUGUUGCUCGGGGCGGGCAUCUUGGUAGCGAAUGAAGUCACUGACACGCAGAAACCACACGCACCGCACAAGGGGGAAUACACGGACGGUUUGAUCGCUAUCUCUGUGUGCGUCUGUGUCUGUAUCUGUGCACACCGGUAGCAGUGGAGCAGCUUCACUACAACGGUCGCAAAGGUUGCUUGCGUGAUCAGCCUGAUCGUUCUCCUCACUCUCCGACGGCACCGCACCACCAACAACCCUCCCACUCCCCAGCUGCUGCGCGUCGCCCCCGCGGCUCUCAGGUCGGCUCCCAGUCGUUUGGUGAUCGACAUCCUGCUGUGCGUCUGAUGGGGAUAGCAGGGGCCGCUUGGCACAGAGGCGAGUCUUGGAGGACAUCACUUGUGGGUAGAGAGACCGAAUGACACGCUGGGAGUCGGCCUCUGUGGUGGUAGGGAUGGACGAGGUCAGCGAGACGGCCGAUCUCACCUCAGCCUGCCGGCCGCGUCAUGCCUCCCCCACACGGUUUUCUUGCUCACGCUGCUCGGCUCGACGGCUGCUCGCUCAGCCGCUCCAGUAUCAUGCCCUCCAGCUCGGCCUUGGCGGCGCUCUCAGGAGAUGCCGAAAGCACCUCAACGAUGCUCGUCUGAGUGACGUGCUCAGGAGGGAUCGCCGACUUGCCCGCCUCAGUCGUG